Messenger RNA from Rotaria sp. Silwood2, 3390 nucleotides. NCBI's taxonomy places the organism in Eukaryota, Metazoa, Rotifera, Eurotatoria, Philodinida, Philodinidae. The record is from the annotation of a GenBank genome assembly.
AUGGCCAAUACUGGCCAAAAUCAACAAAAACAACAAAAUCAUCAUCAAAGAUUAAAAUAUUUAUAUUUUCAUUAUAAUAAUAAUAAUAACAAUAAUAAUAAUAGUUCAUCGAUUCUCCUAAAUAAAGUACCGUCAUCACCAUCUGUAUGCACUUCGACACACCAUCAACAAACGAUGACGAGUUCGUCGAUAUCUCCUUGGUAUCAUUCAUCAACACUUGGCGGUGAUAACGACGAUUCGUCCUUUUGUGAUGGAACAAAUAUAACAAUAAUGACUAAACCAUCAUCAUCACUUUCAUUAAAUACUGAUUCAACAUGUACACAUCAACAAUCAUAUGAAAAUUAUGGACAUUUUUUUGUUAAAAAAACAUUUCAUAAACCUACAUAUUGUCAUCAUUGUGUCGAAAUGUUAUGGGGUCUUAUUGGACAAGGAUAUUAUUGCGAAGUAUGCAAUUUUAUAUGUCAUGAUCGUUGUCGAAAACAUGUCAUUUCGCCAUGCUCAAGCAUUGCACCUAUAUUAAUCAAAAAUCCCGUGUGCCACAUAUGGUCGGAUAUAUCCCGGUUUAAACGUAAAUUUUGCAAUAUAUGUCGAAAACGACUUGAAGAUAUUUCAGCUGUACGAUGUGAAGUUUGCGACUAUUAUGCACAUGAAGAUUGCAAAGAUUUUGCUGUUAAUGAUUGUCGUGAAACAGCUACAUAUGCACCAACAAGAGAUAAUUCAACAACAUCAGUUAGACAUCAUCAUCAUUGGCGUGAAGGAAAUUUACCAACAAAUUCAAAAUGUGCAAUAUGUCGAAAAACUUGUUGGUCAAGUGAAUGUCUUGCUGGUAUGAGAUGUGAAUGGUGUGGAAUAACAACUCAUAGUACUUGUCGCUCGCGUGUACCAGAAGAAUGUGGUUUUGGUACUCUAAGAGAUAUUAUUAUUCCACCAUAUGCUAUAUCAAUUCCACGUAUAGCUGAUCUUAAUAAAGAUCUUAUAUUGGGUAUUGGAAAUAAUAUGUCUAAACCCAUGCAAAAUAUUACUUCACAAUUAAAUAUUAAUGUUCUAACAGGACCUGAUUAUAUGAUAAAUUCAGCAUCAGAAUCAAAAAGUGGUUUACCUAUUAUGAUAAGUUCAUCAACAGAACAUCAAUCAGGUGGAGACACUGAUGUUGGUAGUAGUGUUGGAAUAGAAAGAGAUCAUCGUAGUCCAGGAGGUGAAGUUUUCUCAAGUCCAAAUGUACAAAUAGAAACUGCACCUAGUAGAUCAAAACGAGAGAAACAACCAAGUAAAGGACAACAAGAUGAAGAAGAAGAACGAGAAAUUAUUCGAGUUUAUGAUGGUAAUGCAACUUUUCGUAAUGGCACUCCACGUUCUAUAUCCGUAGCUAGACAAGCAACUUAUGCCCAAAUUCUGGAGGCUGCUCUCCGCACAUUCCAUAUCAAUGAUGAUAGCACAAAAUAUUGUAUAACUAUACCUAUAGAUGAUUUUGGCGGUGAUCAACCACUUGAUGAAACAAUGCCAUUAAAAUCCCUGAAACAAUUUAGUCGUCGUAAACUGAAUAUAUAUAUUCGAUAUAAAGAACGAGGUGAUAUGGAUUGUGAUUAUGUUCGAGUUUAUCCAGGCAUACUUAAAACUCAUGAUUGUUUUAAAGUUAUUAAAGUAACAUCAUCAAGUACAACAUCAGAAGUUAUUGCUAAAGCUCUAUUAGAUUUUGGUUUAACAAAUGUAAAUGCUGAAAAAUAUUCGCUGGUCGAAGUAUUACUUAUAUCAAAUGUUAAUUAUACAGAUCGAAUAUUAGAACCAAAUGAAUAUCCUUUACAUGUUUUACGACAACAGAGAAAAGAAUCUGUUCGUAGUCAUCGUGUAACACGUUUUUAUUUACAACAUAAAGAUGAUCCACAUGGACCAUCUGUAUCUUUAUUUGUUGGUAAUUUACCUCCAGGACCACGUACAGAAAAACAAUAUGAAAAAAUUCUAUUUCAAGAUAUAUUUAAAUCAAAUAAAGAUUUAAAAUGGGAUAAUAUGGAAGUUAUUUAUUAUGAACAUGGAGCAAUGGUAUUAGUUUAUAAUGAUAGUGAUCGUGCAACACGUGCAUAUUCAAUAUUACGACAAGCAUAUCAUGAUCACAAACAAUUAUUAGUAUUAAUGUUACCAAAUAUUCAACCACAAACUAUACCACCAAAUAUAUGUCCAUUACUUGUUUUUGUUAAUGUUAAAUCAGGUGGACAACAAGGAGCUGAAUUAAUAACUAAUUUUCGUCAUUUACUUAAUCCACAUCAAGUAUUUGAUUUACAAAAUGGUGGACCAUUACCUGGUCUAUAUGUUUUUCGAAAUAUACCACAUUAUCGUAUAUUAGCAUGCGGAGGUGAUGGUACUGUUGGUUGGGUACUUAGUUGUUUAGAUAAUGUUGGACAAGAUGCAUUAUGUCAAUCACCGCCUGUUGGUAUUGUACCACUUGGUACAGGUAAUGAUUUAGCACGUGUUCUUCGUUGGGGUUCAGGUUAUACAGGUGGUGAAGAACCAUUAGCAUUGCUCAGAGAUAUUGUUGAAGCUGAAGAAAUUAAAUUAGAUCGUUGGACAGUUGUUUUUCAUCAAGAUCAAGAUAAACGUUUACCAACAACAACAUCAGAUACAAAUAGUAGUAAACCAACAACAACAACAACAGCAACAACAACAAAUGCAGAAGAGAAAAGAAAAAAAAUACGAAAACUUAAUUUUCCACCACCAACUGUAGCUUUACCGAUUGUUUUACAGGAAGGUUCAACAAGUGAAGAUAAAACUGAAAUGUUUGUUAUGAAUAAUUAUUUUGGACUUGGUCUUGAUGCUGAUAUUUGUUUGGAUUUUCAUAUGGCAAGAGAAGAAAAUCCAAAUAAAUUUAAUAGCCGAAUACAAGCAAAAGGUUAUUAUCUUAAAACCGGUUUAAGAAAAAUGAUGAAAAAAGGUGGUUUAAAAGAUUUUACAAGAGAUAUUGUACUUGAAGUAGAUGGAAGACGUGUUGAUUUACCAUCACUUGAAGGCAUUAUUAUUAUGAAUAUACUCAGUUGGGCAAGUGGUGCAAAUUUAUGGGGACAUGAAAAAGAUGAUAAAUUUAGUCGACCAACACAUUAUGAUGGAAUGUUAGAAGUAGUUGGUGUAACUGGUAUUGUACAUCUUGGUCAAAUUCAAUCGGGUAUUCGUUCUGGUGUUCGUCUUGCCCAGGGUGGACAUGUUCAUAUUCGCAUGAAUAAUGAUUAUCCAGUACCAGUUCAAGUCGAUGGUGAACCAUGGCUUCAACCUCCCUGUGACAUAACUAUAAUACGAUCAGCACUUAAAGCAACAAUGCUUCGAAAACGUAAAUCUAAAAUCAAACGUCGAAAUACAGAACCAACUGUCUAUUUUCCUGAUGGAGAUGAGGAUUCAAAAUGUUGA